AUGGCCAUGCCCAACACCAGCAACCGAGCAACGUUUCAGGCCCAGGCCUGGUACCUGAAGCGGUUGGAGCUUUACUCGAGGGAGAAGCCGUACAUGUUUGCAUUCGACGUAUCGUCACGCGGUGUGAACAACACGAACCACGAGUAUGAGGAGAGACUGGUUUCCAUGGCGGACAUGAGAGGGCGAGAAUCGCAAUUCCUCUUGGACAUCCAUGGCUUCGAAAUCCAACACCUUCCAACGGCCCUCCAGAACCAAGACUUUGACAAUGGAGAGAUUGUUCGGUCCACUUACUAUCCUGAGAUCGAAAGCCUGAUGCGCACCAAGUUCCCAAGCGCGUAUAAAAUACACAUAUUCUCGCACCUGGGGGGAAAGUUGGCCCGCCAAGUGACGCUGCUUAUUGCUGACAGGGACGUGGGAGGACUAGACUUCAGCCCACACGGUGCAUCACAACGCCUCGCGGCACUUGUCCAAGAGGACGAGGCGCUUCAAAAGUGCCGGUUGGAGAUUAUGAAGUAG
Messenger RNA from Clonostachys solani, 516 nucleotides. The record is from the annotation of a GenBank genome assembly. Lineage: Eukaryota; Fungi; Ascomycota; Sordariomycetes; Hypocreales; Bionectriaceae.